Messenger RNA from Vicia faba (fava bean), 1935 nucleotides. Lineage: Eukaryota; Viridiplantae; Streptophyta; Magnoliopsida; Fabales; Fabaceae. The record is from the annotation of a GenBank genome assembly.
AUGCUAGAAGGUGUGAUUCCUGAAACCAUUGGCAAUCUCUCCAAGGAACUCACAAACUUAUACAUGGGAGAGAAUCGUUUCAAUGGAAGUAUACCGCCUUCCAUCAGUCGUCUCAGUGGUUUGAGUUUGUUAAACUUGAGCUACAAUUCAAUUAGUGGAGAGAUUCCAAAGGAGCUGGGCCAGUUAGAGGAGCUACAAGUUCUAGAUCUGGCUGGAAAUAAUAUAUCAGGAGCUAUUCCAAAUUCUCUUGGUAAUCUUGUAAAGUUAAACAAGAUUGAUUUGUCGAGAAAUGAACUUGUGAGUAGAAUACCGAACAAUUUUGGGAAUUAUCAAAGCCUGCUCUACAUGGACUUAUCUACCAACAAACUCAAUGGAAGCAUACCUGUGGAAAUCCUCAAUCUCCCAACUUUGAGCAAUGUGUUAAACUUAUCAAACAAUUUGUUGAGUGGACCAAUACCUCAAGUUGGGAAACUGACUACCAUUGCCACCAUUGACAUUUCCAACAACCAAUUGAAUGGAAAUAUCCCCAGCUCAAUCAGCAGUUGUCUGAGUUUGGAGAAAUUGAUUUUGGCCAAAAAUAUGCUUUCAGGUUCCAUUCCAAAAUCUCUUGGAGAUGUGAGAGGAUUGCAAACUUUGGACCUGUCCUCCAACCUACUCUCUGGAUCCAUUCCUAUUGAACUUCAAAAUCUGCAUGUCCUUCAGCUUUUAAACCUCUCUUACAAUGACUUGGAAGGAGUCAUUCCCAAUGGUGGAGUUUUUCAAAAUCUCUCUAACGUUCACUUAGAAGGAAAUUCGAAACUAUGCUUGAACCUUGCAUGUGUGCCUCGAGUCCAUAGAAGAACACACGUCAUAUUUUAUAUCAUCAUAGCUAUUGUGUUAAUAUCGGUUCUCUGUCUCACAAUUGGCAUGCUGAUAUACAUGAAGUAUACCAACUUGAAGGUCGCAGCAACAUCUGGACAGCUCAAGCCACAGACUCCAAUGGUCUCUUACGACGGGCUUCGUUUGGCAACUGACGGGUUCAGCCAAGAAAAUUUAAUAGGAACGGGGAGUUUUGGAUCGGUGUACAAAGGCUACCUAAGUCAAGAAAACAGUACUGUUGCAGUGAAAGUGCUUGACACACUAAGAACAGGUUCUUUAAAGAGUUUCUUUGCAGAGUGUGAGGCUAUGAAGAACUCAAGGCACAGAAAUCUUGUUAAGCUAAUCACAUCAUGCUCUAGUGUUGAUUUUAGAAACAACGAUUUUCUGGCUUUGAUCUAUGAGUACUUAAGUAACGGGAGCUUGGAAGACUGGAUUAAGGAGAGGAGAAAGCAUGAUAAUGGAGAUGAUUUGAACCUUAUGGAGAGACUAAAUAUAGCUAUAGAUGUUGCUUCUGCAUUAGAUUACCUGCACAAUGAUAGUGAAACUCCUAUUGUGCACUGUGAUAUUAAGCCGAGUAACAUUCUCCUGAAUGAAGAUAUGACUGCAAAGGUUGGAGACUUUGGUUUGGCUAAGUUACUGAUUCAAAGAUCAAAUGAUCAAUUUUCCAUCAGUUCCACUCAUGUCCUUAGAGGUUCAAUUGGUUACAUACCUCCAGAAUAUGGAUGGGGAGAGAAAGCGUCUGCAGCAGGAGAUGUAUAUAGUUUUGGAAUAGUGAUACUAGAGCUCUUCUCUGGGAAAAGUCCACAGGAUGAUUGCUUCAGUGGAGGCCUGAGCAUAGCAAAAUGGGUGCAAUCAGCAUUCAAAAACAAGACUGUUCAAGUCAUUGACCCUCAGCUGCUAUCCCUCAUUUACGAUGACGACUCUGCUAGAGAUACUAAUCCACAAAUUCAGUGUGUGGAUGCAAUUAUGGGAGUUGGCAUGUCCUGCACUGCAGACAAUCCAGAUGAUCGAAUUGGCAUAAGAGCUGCUGUUCGCCAACUAAAAGCUGCCAAAGACUGUCUUCUGAAAAAAAUCUGA